AGUGGCAACUCUGCAAUUGGUCACACCACAGAUCUGCUUCUUCUUCCACCUGCGGUCGCAUGGCCCGGGAAUUGUUACUUUAAUUCUUGGCUAUUCUGCGGAAAAUGAUAAUUGGCAAGCUAAACUCGCAGAUGCUGAAAGAAAUGCAGCUUAGUUUCCAGCUCACCGAGGAGCGAGAACUGGCCUCCGGUCGCCGCAAGCCUGGAAAACCAGUGCACACACCUGUGGCAUCCAAGCCAAAGGCGAUUCCAAAGACUUUCAGUUCUCCCGCAGAGAUUUCGGCACCCAAGAAACCAAACGUUGAGAUGGAGACGACACCAAAAUCCAAAGGAAAGGCCGCCCAAAAACGACCUGUUGCCCCUGAGGAAUCAAAACUUCAGAGUUCACCGACCAUAAAAAAGCCUAAAAAGGAUGAUACUUCUCCUGCAAAGAACUCCAUAGUUAAAUCCAAAUCAAUUGCUGCUCAAAAGGACAAAGUUGCCAAGGCCCCUCCUCUUACUACAGAAAAACAAAUCGAUUCCGGGCUUAAAAAUCACAAAAAAGGCUCCAAGCAACAGGCUAUAAAGGUUCCUAAGAAAAGUGAUACAAAUCCUGCGAAAGUAAACUCCACAACCAAAACAAAAGGUUUUAAAGCCACCAAUGUGCAAGUUAUAUCUGACAAAUCCAAAACUCCUCGAAAAGGAGGUGAAAGCAGAAUAAAGUUCCCAAAAAACAGUCAAAAAGGUCAAAAAUCAAAGGCGUGGGUCUUAGAAAUCCCUAAAACAAAUGCAGGCUUUGAAGAAUCCUUAGACGAUGUUAAUGGUUUGGACGCAUUUGACAUAGAGAAUUAUGAUAUGGAUUCGAUGAAUUCAGAGGACGAUUGGGCUGAAGAAGGUGAUGAUUGCAUUGAUAUUGAUUCGGAAGUGGACGAGCAUUUUUUCAAAAAGCCAAAGAUUUUCAAAGUCAAUUCCAAAGGCGAUCAGGGCAAUAUUCUUGACUUACCUGCUCCAUUUGAGGAACCAUUAGAACCCACCAUUAGAACCCACUUAUUGCAAGGUGAUGACAAGGGGGUAGUGCGAAAGAUUGAGGUCUUUGAGAAUGCACUGGCUGAAUUUGACAGCGACGAUGAAGACUACGAACCACAAGAAAGCGACGAUUUUGUGUCUGAAGAAUUCGACAGCGAAGAUUCAGAUUCUUCUGAUGAUGAUUUGGACAGCGAAGACUGCGACGACUUUGACAGUGAUGAAGAUUUUGACAGCGAUGAAGAUUUCGACAGUGAUGAUUUCGGCAGCGAUAUUUUCGACAGCGACGACCUUGAUUCCACCUAUGAACCACCUGAUAUCGAUGGAUUCUUUGAUGAUCAACCUUUGGGAUUACAAAAAGAGCCGCUGAUUAUAGAAGAAAUCUUUGAUGAUCCAUCUGUUGAUGAAAACCAACAAGAGCUGGUUAGGUACCAAUCUAAGGCAAAAGAGAUGGUUAAAGAGUCACCAGUAGUGGAGGAGAUUGUAAAAGAUUCAACCAUAGUGAAUCAGAUUGUAGAAGAUUCCACAGUAGUAGAGGAGAUUGUAGAAGAAUCAACCGUAGGGGAUGAGAUCGUAGAAGAAUCUAUUAAUGAGGUGUCUUGUAAUACAAUAGAAGAGCCUGAAGUACCUAUGGAAAUCGAAGAUAAUGCUGACAAUGUAACACCCGACAAGGAGCCAGUUUCCCAACCUAGUGAGACACCAUUCUAUAGGAAUCCUCAAACUAAUCCCACUGAGCACAGCGUCUUCGAGAACAGUCUGAAGAGCAACCAUGUGCUGGCCGUGAUUAAAGAAGACCUCGAGCUGUAUGGCACACUGGUGCUCACCCUGCUAAGUGGCCAGUUAUCAGUGAAUGGCUACAAAGCUCGCAAGCAGGAGCCACUCACCAUUUACUCUCCGAAAGGCCUCAACUGGGUUGCCAUCUCACCCAGUAAGACCAAAAAACCAGCCAAAGAUGAAGUGAAUUGGGAGGAACUGAACAAGAAUUUUAGCCGCGCCCAGCUGGACAGGAUUCAGGGCAGCUUUCAGAAACAGACAAAUGCAAUAGUGCUGUUGCAGCAAAACACUGGAGCCCAGCGACUCGUCGAGAACUUUGGCAAGCACAUGGCGCAGAACUUGUUCCCACUAAUAAACUCCUCCAAUCGUCCGUUCCACCAAAGUGAGUCCUUGCUGCACUGCCUUAUUCAAUCCUCCGACCUGAGUCGCACUCUGCAGGUGCCGCAGGUGUGGAAUAAGCUGAAACUGCAGGCCACUAGUCGAAUAUUGAUAGCAGGUGGUAAGGGCGUUGGAAAGUCCAGUUUGCUGCGCUACCUCAUCAACCGAAAUCUGGGCCAGUUUCCAUCUCUCCUGCUCAUCGAUUUGGACAUUGGCCAGCCGGAAAUCUUUGUGCCCCAGACGGUUUCGUGCACCCUUAUUGAUGAGCCUCUUUUAGGGCCAGGAUUCCUGUUUAACAAGCAACCAGAUCAUGCUUAUGUCGUGGGUCACACCAACAUAGUCUUGUGCGCAGAGCAGUAUGCGCGAGCUGUCAUUCAGCUGAUUCAGAACGUCCAGAAGGAUGCCAAAUAUGCGAACAUUCCCUGGCUGAUCAACACCAUGGGUUAUAAUAAAGGAUUUGGCACAGAACUGAUGGCCCUGCUGGUGGAUCGCAUUCGUCCCACGGACCUCGUGCAGAUUGCCAGUCCAGUUCCGAUUAAUAACUUCGAUUCUCCACUCGAGUGGAGCAGUCUGUCGCAGUUGAAACCCAUUAUCUACACGUCGGAUGAGUUUAGAGUGAAGGAUAUUGCCAAGUACACGCUCCACAAGUUGCUCAGUGCGGUGCCUCCAAAAGAACGAGGAACUUGGAGCCUGAGUGCCAAGGAUAUGCGCUACUCCAACCUUUUGACCCGCCUCAGUUCGUGCCUCACGGGAAAUGCGAAAUCUCUCACAGACUGCCAGCCACUUGGAGUGUCCCUGGAAUCCCUGAAGAUCCUCCAUUCCACCAGCGAGGAUUACUCAAGUGAGGAACUAAUCCAUGGCAUGGAGGGCAAUGUGGUCUAUCUGUGUCAUCAGGGAGCAGGUCUGCCUCAGUGUUUGGGAAUAGGAGUGGUUCGUGCAAUCGACUAUGAACGGAAGCAGUUGUUCCUGGUGCCGGCAAUGCCUUUGCAAAGGAUGUCCCUGGUGAAUUGCCUCAUCCUGGGCGGAGAACUAACCCUUCCGCAGGGCUACUUCAAGGAUCAGGGCCAGGGGGUGGCCAGCAGUGUGCCCUUCGUGUUCAUCCUCGACGACUCGAAAUCCUCGAAGAGCAUUCAGCAGAUCUACCAUCGAACGCCAGCCUUUCUGGGCGUGCCAGUCAAUCAAAGGAACUGAAACUAAACACCGGACCAAUUGUGUAUAUAAGAAGCAUUUGUAAAUAAAGUGAGGUUUAUUAACGAAA
Molecule: messenger RNA, 3411 nt
Organism: Drosophila elegans
Lineage: Eukaryota; Metazoa; Arthropoda; Insecta; Diptera; Drosophilidae
Product: polynucleotide 5'-hydroxyl-kinase NOL9
Exons: 5
Coding region: 105-3344 (1079 amino acids)
Biological process (GO): cleavage in ITS2 between 5.8S rRNA and LSU-rRNA of tricistronic rRNA transcript (SSU-rRNA, 5.8S rRNA, LSU-rRNA)
Cellular component (GO): nucleus
Molecular function (GO): polynucleotide 5'-hydroxyl-kinase activity
Source: RefSeq, a predicted model, not a curated record